AUUCAGCUGCACACAAUGAUUUUAUUUUCGAAAAACGCUUUUACUGCAGCGCUGAGUCUCCUCGCCUUGGCUGCCCUUGGGCAGGCCUGCAAGGACACGGCAGCAACGGCCAGCUCUAAGGAUUGGUGGGAGACGGCGCAGUUCUAUCAAAUCUAUCCGCGCUCCUUUAUGGACUCAGAUGGCGAUGGCAUAGGCGAUCUCAAUGGCAUCACUAGCAAGCUGGAGUAUCUAAAGGACCUGGGCGUGACAGCCGCUUGGCUUUCGCCCAUUUUCAAGUCUCCCAUGGUGGACUUUGGCUACGAUAUCUCCGACUUCUUCGACAUACAGCCGGAGUAUGGCACAUUGGACGACUUUCGUGCCCUCAUCAAGAAGGCCAACGAGCUGGACCUGAAAAUUAUCUUGGACUUUGUGCCCAAUCACUCUAGCAAUGAGAGCGACUGGUUCAAGAAGUCCGUGAAGCGGGAGAGGGGCUACGAGGACUACUACGUGUGGCACGAUGGGAAGAUAAAUGCUGAGACAGGCAAGCGCGAGCCACCUACGAAUUGGCUGCAAUACUUCCGGGGCAGUGCCUGGGAGUGGGUCGAGGAGCGCCAGCAAUACUAUCUGCAUCAAUUUGCAGUGCAGCAGCCGGAUCUGAACUAUCGCAAUCCGGAUGUGGUGGCCCAGAUGAAGCGCGUGCUGCGCUAUUGGCUGAAUGAGGGCGUCGCUGGCUUUCGAUGCGAUGCGCUGCCGCCGCUGUUUGAGGUGCUACCGGAUAGCCAGGGUCAGUAUCCCGACGAGGUGCUGUCUGGGGCCACAGAGGAUGCGGCUGAUCGGGACUAUUUGACAACGACGUACAUUGAGAACCAGCCGGAGACCAUUGAUAUGGUAUAUCAGUGGCGCGAGGUGCUCGAUGACUACCAGCGCAUCUAUGGUGGCAACUCGAGGGUGCUGCUCAUUGAGACUUACUCCCCCGCCUGGUUCACGAUGCAGUUCUAUGGCAAUCAGUCGGUGAAUGGCGCUCACCUGCCGUUCAAUUUCAACUUGAUAACUGUCAUGGAGGAGAGCCCCUUGAGUGCUGCCAAUGUAAAGAAGGCCAUUGAUCUCUGGCUGAACAACAUGCCCGCCGGACGCACGGCCAACUGGGUGUUGGGCAACCAUGACAAGCGCAGAGCGGCCAGCCGGUACGGUCAGCAGCAUAUCGAUGCCAUGAAUAUGCUGAUCAUGAUUUUGCCUGGCGCCAGUGUCACCUACCAAGGCGAGGAGUUGGCCAUGACAGAUGGCGAAAUCAGCUGGCAGGAUACUGUCGAUCCCUGGGCCUGCAACUCGAAUGCUGACAUCUAUGAGAAGUACACCAGAGACCCGGCACGCACGCCAUUCCAGUGGACAAGUGGCACAAACGCCGGCUUCUCAACGGGCCCCACGACCUGGUUGCCGCUGGCUGGCGACUAUGCAACGAUCAAUGUGGCCAGUGAGUCCGCAGCGCAACGGUCCCAUUUGCAUAUCUACAAGGCGCUGGUAGAGCUGCGCAAAUCAGUGAAGACUCUGCAAAAUGGUUACACCAAAUAUCAGGCGCUAACUGAGGAUGUAUUCGUGGUGAAGAGAUCACUUAGUGGAGCUGCCAGCAUUGUGUAUGUCUCCAACUUUGGAUCGAAGGAAGUCACAGUCAAUUUGCAAGAGUUUGACAAAACUUUGCCAGCCAGCCUCGAGCUGCUUAUACGCAGCUUGGCUUCUACCAGGCUGGAGGGUGCCAGCCUUGCCACCCACGAGCUCAACUUGCUGCCCGGCGAGGCUCUGGUCUUGAGCACAGAAUAAAUAAGAAUUGCUUGAAUUAGUUAGUAUUUUAUUGAUAGUUGUUUGUUCAAUGCUUUGUAAGUUCUCGUAAACAUAUGCCACCCAACAACAUUUAUGUGUUAAACGUAUUUGUGUAUACUAGAGAGUUUCAUAUAUACUGGAAUUUUCGGAGACA
Molecule: messenger RNA, 1948 nt
Organism: Drosophila hydei
Lineage: Eukaryota; Metazoa; Arthropoda; Insecta; Diptera; Drosophilidae
Product: maltase A1-like
Exons: 4
Coding region: 16-1794 (592 amino acids)
Biological process (GO): carbohydrate metabolic process
Source: RefSeq, a predicted model, not a curated record